Molecule: messenger RNA, 2379 nt
Organism: Labeo rohita (rohu)
Lineage: Eukaryota; Metazoa; Chordata; Actinopteri; Cypriniformes; Cyprinidae
Gene: dmtn
Product: dematin actin binding protein
Exons: 15
Coding region: 132-1328 (398 amino acids)
Biological process (GO): lamellipodium assembly; cytoskeleton organization; actin filament bundle assembly
Cellular component (GO): actin cytoskeleton; plasma membrane
Molecular function (GO): actin filament binding
Source: RefSeq, a predicted model, not a curated record
GAGUGAGUGUUUAAGAGACCUUUGAAUUUUCACAUCUCCGGACGGAAAGGACAAAAUAAACCGCUGCUUUACAGUCUCAGAUCUGUGUAACUGGAAGAACAAAGAAGGGAGUUUUAUAGUUGACCUCAGUCAUGCAGAAGGCAGGGACGGCCCCGUCCUCCCGGGGUCCAAGUGCUCCUGGUUCCCCAGCCACCUCCAUUGUGGCACGAAUGGACAAUCAGGUCAUUGGAUAUAAAGACUUGGCCGCCAUUCCCAAAGACAAAGCCAUUCUCGAGGUGGAACGGCCAGAUCUGAUGGUGUACGAGCCGCAUUUCAAUAUCUCAGCGCUGGAUCGUAUAGGUCUCUCCAGAAGCAGAGAGAGAUCAAUGUCACCUCAUUCUAUCUCGCCUCCUCCUUCUCCUGAGAUAUUUGCCUCAAAAGAGUCAAAGGAGUGGUCAGAGCAGGGCUCUCCAGGCGGCUCCAACAUGGGCUCCACGGUGCAGCUCCGCAAAAUCAGCCCUGCCUCUAAAGGGCCCAUGCAGCACUUCCACAGGCCAGACAGUGGCACAAACAUCUAUAAGAAGCCGCCAAUUUACAAACACGAAAGACAGACGGGAACGUCUCAGAGUAAACAUGAUGUCAUCAUUGAGUCCUCCAAGUUCCCAGCAGCCCAACCGCCCGAUCCCAACCUGCCUUCAAAGAUAGAGACAGAGUACUGGCCCUGUCCACCCUCUCUAGCCACUAUGGAGAUCGAGUGGAGGAAGAAGGCAGCCGAGCAGGGCAAACCAAUCGAGGACGAUGAGUUUGAGGACCUGACAGAAGAUGCAAAGAGACUCCAAGAACAGGAGCUUCAGAAGAUACAGUCCAACUUGGGCAAACUGAUCCUAAAGGAAGAAAUUGAGAAAUCAGUGCUCAUCCGCAGAAAAACACGUUCCCUGCCGGACGGGACAAACAUACAUUUGGGAUCAACAGCCAGUGCUACUAAAUCCGCCUCUUUACCUCCCUGCAGUCGAACAGGCCUCACAAGGCUGCAGUCCGCAGACUUCACCUCUACAGACAAUGGAAAAGCAAAAACAGGUAUGGUCAGCAAUGGCGAUUCACAGAGUGGGAGAAUGGACAGAGGAAGCUCUCUUCCUAGUAUUCUGGAGCAGAAGAUAUAUCCAUAUGAAAUGCUGAUUGUGACCCACAGAGGGCGCAGUAAGCUUCCUCCAGGUGUUGACAGGACCAGAUUAGAGCGGCAUCUGUCUCCAGAGGAAUUCCAGAGCUUAUUCGGAAUGUCCAUCACAGAAUUCGAUCGUCUGUCACUAUGGAAACGGAACGACCUGAAGAAGAAAGUGUCCCUUUUCUAACAUUUGGACAAUUGGACUUGGACACUGAACCCAUCGCCCUCCAGAGACGCCAGUAAUAUCCACUCUAAUCUAAUACGGAUGCUAUGCAGACAUUUCAAGAUAAGCAAGGAAGACAACGCCACAUUACCAGAUGUUAUUUCACCCAGUCUCUGUACGUCUCUGGUGUACAUAAUAAAGACAGGACAAAGAUUCACACAUCCCUCCAGUCACUCCAUAUCAGAAAAAAAUCGGAUUAUAAGUAAUGGAAUAUCAAUUUCAUAAACCGCUUCUUUACGCCUUACAUCUAUUUCAAAGUUCUUAAAGUGCCCAGAGAUGUUUAUAAUAAUAGGCCUAUAUAUUUACACAAAGUUUUAAUCGUAAACCAUCACUUUUUUUAAUUGAGUUCCCUAAUAUUACACUAGAACUUAAUUUAUUGUAUCCCAACCAUGUAUGGCACUGUACAUACCUCAUGUUGUUUUGAUUUAUUCUUGGUGUUGAUAUGUAAAAGUUCAGCUUUAACGAUCACCAGAUGAACAUUUCUAACGUACACCAAAAUGAACAUCAAGCAAAUGUUCAUCAAAGAUCAUUUAAAAAAAAUGCAUGGACACUAAGUCUACAUAAUUUAUUCAGUUUUACAGAUAAAAGCACUGCGACGUAUGACUUCUAUUCGUGCUAAUAGCAACAGUGUUAUAUUGUGGACUAAUAUGAAAUAUCUAAGCUCAGACUUUGCUGGAAAGCUCUGGCUUUCGGUUCUCACACACUGGUGGUGCUUUAUACAGUAGAUUGUAAUUACUGAACAACACUAGAAGAUCUUUGUUCCACACAAAGCCACUCUUUUUCUUGGAUUUCGAAUGUCUGUUGUCGAUGCAUACAUGUGUUUUUACUGCCUUUAGUAGUUGGUCUCCAUUGCGGUGUCUUUUGAAACAGCAUAGGCGUUAUCGAAUCAUGCUUUGCACGCUUACAAUGGAGACUGUCCAACGAUUAUGUGUCUGUUCAUAGUUCUGUGUUUCAUCACCGUUUUUAUGUAACAUGGUGUAAUGUUCGAAAAAAAAAUAAAAGCUUCAUGUUAGAA